CAAACGAGCUGUCACCGCGUCUGCCCCGUGUCCCGGCCUGAGCCUCCCUCCCAACACCAGGCCUGUGCCUCGAUUGCUGUCACCCAGUCCUUUCGUGCUCCCAGCUGAGUGUGGCGAGGGCCGAGGGGGGACUGCUGGCAUGGGCGCGGUCCUCAGGGCCGAGGGGCCAGUCCAGGGCUGCCCAGCUGGGCUGCCUGUGCUAUUCUGUGACCAGCAGGCCCCCCUCUGCACUGCUCAGAUUUGGCUCCAGAGUCACAAACCUGAAAGCAGGAGCCGUGACCGGCCGCUGUCCGCAGAGGGCCUGGCCCCUGCCCGGGUGACGAGCCACACAGACUCGCAAGUGACAGCUGAACGGAGGGGGCCCGGGGUCCUCAAACCCUCUCCAGACCUCUGGGCAGCUUUCAGGGAGACCAGAAGGGACUUCUCUGCUCGGGUGGAAAUGCCUCAUGGAUGUAAAGGCUUCCUGUUUUCUUUUCUCAGAGUCGUUGGGCAGACUUCCCAUCGUGUGAGUCAGGAGACAGGCAGCCAUGGAUUCAACACACACGCGAUUCAAACACUGACGUCAGCCAACACAGGGCUCAGGUCCCGGCCGUCGGGGGUCCUGGGAGAAGCUCGUGUGACUGUCGGGCCACGAGGAUGGGCAGCCGCACCGUCAGGGCCCAGCUGUACAGGCGCUGGGACGCGGAGCAGAAGGCGGCCAAACAGGCGGAGGCCAGGCUCAGCCAGUGUCUGCAGAGGCUGGAGGAGACCCGCCGGCGCCACCUGGCGCUGCUGGCCCGCGAGCAGAGGCAGCUCCAGACACAGCUGCAGCGGCUGCAGGAAGCAGACCUCGUCAGGAAAAAGCGCUCCUCUUAUUUUGGGAAUGGAAUUCAGAAGAGACCGGAAGGCACCGCUGUGUCCCCACCUCGGGGAGAGUGGACGCACGGCGCUCGGCGGGCUGGUCAACUCAGAGGACCAGCCACCAAUAUGGUCCAAGAAACACACAAAACCAAGUCCCAGAGGCCUUCCCGUCACACUGGCCCCAGGGACCCCACAAUAAGCAAAGAACAGUCGCCAUCUCAAAAUCACAGAACUUCCCGUUUCAGAGAAGACGAGCCACCAGCCCGAGAGAAAGAGUCUACAAGGCCAGCGAAGGGAGUCACGCCAGCGGGGGCAUCUCUGCUCUGCCAGGGUCAGGACAUCCCAGCUGGCACCGCAGACCCAGGCCCUGGGGCCAGCCGAGCGGGUGACAGUGGAGCGGCACACAGUGACGAGGCCAGAUCAGGAGAUGCCAGCCUGCAGCCAGACCACAGCGCAGGGGACCAAAUAUCCCCAAGUCCCCUGGGACGUGCAGGAACCCUCAAGGGUGCGUCCUCCACGGCCACCUACCUGGAGCUGUUUGCAAAGGCCAGGCACGCCCACUACCUGCGGCACAGGGUGCCCCCCAAGUCUGAGAGGCUGCUCAGCAUUGGGGAGAUAUUCGGGCACAGGGGGCCUGUGCCCCAGAGCAGGGAGGGCGGGGAGUAGGGCGGCCACCCAAGCCACCUCCUGUCUCCGCACCUGGUACGGCCUCAGUGACAUUCACCGCUCGGGUGGCUGCCGUGAGCGGUCGGCCACACACACACGUACAUUUCAUUUUAAACCGUUUUUCCUUUUGACGGAACGUUACCCUUUCGCUGAAUGAGCAAUGCUGCCCGUGGACGUGAGGGGAGACGUUUAAGUGACGCACUGGUGUUGCUAACGUCAUCAGGGUGUGAGUGGACACUGAGCUGCCUUUGCCCGGAAGGAAAAGUCUCAAGUUCCUGCUCCCCGCUUCCACGGUGAGUCACCUGCUGGCCACACGCACAGCUCCCAUUUCAGUUCACCGGUGGUCACAGCAGGAUCUCGUGGGAAACGCGGUCCAGGAAUGAACCCACCGUCCUGCCCCGGCCUGGGCUGCCGUCGCCACUUCCAGGCCGCUGCACGUCCGUCUUCUGGUUCCCGCGUCCAGCCUGCUCACAUCACACCUUUUGCACCCUAACAACGAACACUUCCAAGAACUGUGCUCUCUAACCUCUCCUUCCAAGGACCACAGCCACGGGGAGGCAGGCCAGGGCGACAAAGGGGCCUCAUGGCCGCUGAGGUACGGACACCGGGUGAGGCUGGGCCAGCCCAAAGCCCGGCCCGCCCUCCUGCCCGCUCCCAUCUGACUCACAGUGAGCGGUGAAGAGCAAGCGGGUCUUGCUCUGGGAGCCACACCAGAGGACACGGCCAUCACCGUGGCCGCAGCCCAGGCCUGUCCCACUGGAUUAACCUGCUCCAGGUACACCUCAGUCUGUGACCUUGAGAAACAAACGCUCUGCACGUCCCUGCCUGCAUCUGCUCAUGUCUCCACGCAUCUGGCGGCCCCCGAUCUGCAGUAUUUCACACUCUGUUCCCAGUGACAUUCGUGCAUUGCCAGAGCCAUGCAGUCGCUCCGUGCAUCACACUGUGGCUUCAAGCAGUGACAUUCUGACUCGCUGGUCUCUUACGGGAACUCUGCCAUCAUUCUCAACAACACGCUUCAUUCCUUGACGUG
Molecule: messenger RNA, 2536 nt
Organism: Rhinolophus ferrumequinum (greater horseshoe bat)
Lineage: Eukaryota; Metazoa; Chordata; Mammalia; Chiroptera; Rhinolophidae
Gene: CCDC190
Product: coiled-coil domain containing 190
Exons: 4
Coding region: 637-1506 (289 amino acids)
Source: RefSeq, a predicted model, not a curated record